CUUUGAUUCUCGCCAAAUGGACCACCGACAGGGAGCAUCAUGGGCAAAAGCAGAAAAUCCAAGCGGCAGCUUAUCCGCGACGAAAAGCGAGCCAAAAAGCGCGGACGGGAGCUCGCCGAGGACGAAGAGCGCAGCGCAAAACGCCAGCGACACGACGACGACGACAACUCCUUCUACACCUUAGACCCCAAUGCCGACUUCAUCGCGCUCGAUGACGACGAACAGACCCAAGAUGUCCCCCUUCAGCACGACCGUGGCGGCAACUUUGAACGCGAGUUCUUUGGCAUGCUCGCCGACGAGGAACAAGAGUACUUCCGCCACGCCGACGAGUUGCUUGAGCUGAACGACUUCCCCUCCCCCGAGGAGCGCCACAUCUUUCUGCAGAACGUCUACCGCGAGGCCCGCGGCAAGGAGCUCAAGCUCGCCAGCAGCCAGUCGUGCUCGCGCCUUAUGGAGAGGCUGAUCCUGCUGUCGAACGCCCGGCAGAAGAAGCGUCUGUUUGGCGCCUUUGCCGGUCACUUCAUGACCCUCGUCACCCAUAGGUUUGCGAGCCACUGCUGCGAGAAGCUGUUCUUGAUGAGCGCCCCGGUCGUGACCCAGGAGCUGAGCGGGGAGGCCGACAAUGACAUGGAGAUGGGCGAGGAGGACGGGGACGAGCCGGAGGAGGUCACCGAGGCCAUGAAGACGUCAAUGGAGGAUUUGUUCCUGUUGACGCUGGACGAGCUGGAGGAGCACCUCUCUUUUUUGCUGUCAGACCGCUUUGGUUCGCAUGCGCUGAGGGUGCUGCUCGUAGUGCUCUCGGGACGGCCACUUGACCAGGCUGGGACCAAAUCGCUGCUACAGGGCAAGAACAAGGAGUACAUCACGGUCGAAGGCGCCUCGGCCAUUACGAGCGGGCUCAACUCGCAAACGAGGACGGUACCAUCGUCGUUCUCCAUAGCGAUACAAAAGAUCAUUGGCGACUCUACCGCCAGCUUGGACUCCACUGCGCUGCGGGUGCUCGCAAAACACCCUACUGGCAACCCAACCCUGCAACUGCUGUUGGAGCUCGAGCUCUCCUUGAUCGUGAAGUCGAAGAAGGGCGCCCAAUCAAAUAAGGAAGAUAGUGGCAAAGCGGUCGAGGGCGAGUCAAAUAUUGUAACGCUGCUCGAGAAGCUUGUCCCUGAUGCUCCUGCUUCAUUCAGCGACGAAAAGUCACAGGCUUGCGAGUUCGUCAACGGCAUGCUUUACGACCCGAUAGGUUCUCGCCUCCUCGAGACCUUGAUUGCCCACUGCCCCGGCAAGAUCUUCAAGGGUCUGCACGCCAAUAUCUUUGGCCCGCGGAUCCAGAGCCUUCUGCGGAAUGAUAUUGCCUCGUACCCAGCCAUCAAAGUACUUAACCGACUAAGCAAGGAGGACCUUGUCGACGCCGUGCAGAAAUCCCUCCCCGAGAUCCCAUCCUUUGUCGAGAAGGGCCGCUUCAACGUCAUUAAGACCUUUUUCGAGCGCUGCAACGUGCGGGCUGCCACCGCCGAGCUUGGCACUCUGCUCCAAGCCCUCACAAGAGCAUGCGGCGGCACCUGGAAGCACCUCAUCCCCAGGCUCUGCCUCCUCGACGAGCCCGAGCAGCCCGAGCCCGAAACCAAAGACAAGAGAUUCCAGCCGCCCGACGCCAAGAAUAUGACGGCCCUCGUCUCCCACGGCAGCCAAGUCGCCUCGACCCUCCUCAGCAUCCCCGGCCAGCCCUCCAAAGCAAUCCAAAAUUCGCUCCUCUCGCUCUCACCAGACCAGCUCCGUCGUCUAGCCACCUCUUCCGCCCCGACGUCCUUUAUCUUCGCAAAAGCCCUCACCGUCCCGCCACAGCUCCCUCACUUCCACAAACUCCUCGUCGCCGCCAUGCAGCCGCACAUCUACGAUAUGGCCGUCUCCCAGCACGGCAACGCCAUCGUUACGGCCAUCAUCGCGACGCCCUCAAAGGCCCCACACGACGACAACGGCAGCAGCAGUACGCCUACCACGCAUGUAGUAGUGCCGUUCCAUCUGAAGGAGAACAUCAUGUCCCAGCUGGAGCGCCGCGAGAGCGAUUUGCGGGCGUCGUGGCUGGGCAGGAAUGUGUGGCGCGCGUGGAAGGGCGAUCUGUGGUGUCACCGGCGGCAGGAGUGGGUGCGGUGGGCCAAGGAGAGGGAUCCUGAGGGAGAGCGGGUUGCGGGGAUGCCGAAAGCGAGGGUUGUUGUCGACCAGGAAAUGGUGGAGGGCGGGAAGAAAGGAGUUGGUGGGAACAAGAUUGAUCGGAAGCAUGCCGGGAGUGGGAGGGAAGGAGGGAAGCAUGGUGGGAAGGUGGUGAGUGGUAAGGGGGCGAAGAAGGCGGUGGAUGGGAGGAAGCAGAGGGAUGAAGAAAGGGAGGUGAAGGAAAAGAAAGAGGGGAAGGAAAAGAAAGAGGGGAAGGGAAAAAAAGAGGGGAAGGGAAAAAAAGAGGGGAAGGAAAAGAAAGAGGGGAAGGAAAAGAAGGAGAAGAAAGAGAAGGAGAGAAAGAACAAGGAGGACUGGAAGGAGAAAAGCGAAAAGAAGGAGAAGGAGGACAAGGGGAGGAGUGCCUCCAAUGGUGAGAGUGAUGACGGGAAAGUGAAAGAGAAGAGGAAUGAGGACAAGUCAAAGGCGAGAGUUGUCGAAGUCGCUGCUUAGCCUCCUCGUUCUGUAGAAGCGGUUGAUGGAGCAACGGCAUGAUACCCGAAAGAGCGCGUCCUGGAGAACAAGAAUACUCAACAGUCUUGACCCUAGACUUGCACAUGUGGGCGUGGCAUGCAUGGAAGGAUAACCGGGCCCUUUGACCUUAGCUGCUAGCAGUGUAACUGUACAUUCUGCUGCAGGGAGCCGCAGAGGUCUCUUUGCCAUGUUGGCUCUGAAUAUAAAGCUCUGCUUCUGUGACCUCUCUUGUAAGGGACUCGCAGCCAGCCACAACGCCGGACCUUGAGCGAAGUAUCCUUCAUACUGACCUGCGUUUUUUCACACUGAAGACAAGUUUCUGGAUUCUUUGUGGGCGG
This is a messenger RNA of Parathielavia appendiculata, 3020 nucleotides long. RefSeq names its product ARM repeat-containing protein. Gene Ontology annotation, cellular component: 90S preribosome; preribosome, small subunit precursor; nucleolus. Bases 40 to 2661 code for a protein of 873 amino acids. Lineage: Eukaryota; Fungi; Ascomycota; Sordariomycetes; Sordariales; Chaetomiaceae. The record is from RefSeq and is a predicted model, not a curated record. Gene Ontology annotation, molecular function: RNA binding. Gene Ontology annotation, biological process: ribosomal small subunit export from nucleus; endonucleolytic cleavage in 5'-ETS of tricistronic rRNA transcript (SSU-rRNA, 5.8S rRNA, LSU-rRNA); endonucleolytic cleavage to generate mature 5'-end of SSU-rRNA from (SSU-rRNA, 5.8S rRNA, LSU-rRNA). The transcript is spliced from 3 exons.